AUGGCCCCCCAAGCACCCGAAGACGCGAAACGGAUAGCCGAGGCGCAGAAGCUGGCCAAGACGGAUCCCAAGCAAGCAGAGAGCCUAUACCGCGACGUGCUGUCCAAGGACCCCGGCAGCAACGAUGCGGCAGUCAAGAACUUUGAGGUGGCGCUCGUCGGCCUGGGCGAGCUGUACCGCGAGCACAAGAAGGUGAACGAGCUGGCGGAGCUGAUCCGCCAGACGCGCUCGGUGCUGUCGACGUUUGCGAGGGCAAAGACCGCAAAGCUCGUGCGCCAGCUGCUCGACUUCUUCGCCGCCAUCCCCAACACGCUCGAGGCCCAGAUCUCCGUCACCAAGGAAUGCAUAGAGUGGGCCGUGUCGGAGAAGCGGGGCUUCCUGCGCCAGAACCUCGAGACGCGGCUGGUGUCGCUGUACAUGCAGAAGCAGGCGUACUACGACGCCCUGACGCUGAUCAACAGCCUGCUCAAGGAGCUCAAGCGCCUCGACGACAAGCUCGUCCUCGUCGAGGUCCAGCUGCUAGAAUCCCGCGUCUACCACGCGCUGGGCAACGUGCCCAAGGGCCGCGCCGCGCUGACGUCGGCCCGCACCUCGGCCGCCUCGGUCUACACGCCGCCGCUGCUGCAAGCCGGCCUCGACAUGCAGAGCGGCAUGCUGCACGCCGAAGACAAGGACUUCAACACGGCCUUUUCCUACUUCAUCGAGGCCAUGGAGGGCUACCACUCGCAGGACGACGCCGCAAAGACCACCGCCGCCCUGCAGUACAUGCUGCUCUGCAAAAUCAUGCUCAACCUCGGCGACGACGUGACCAACCUCAUGGCCUCCAAGCAGGCCCUCCGCUACGCCGGCAAGAACCUCGACGCCAUGAAGGCCGUCGCCCGCGCUCACACGAACCGCUCCCUCGAGGAGUACGAAAAGUCCCUUUCCGACUUCCGCUACGAACUCGGCUCCGACCGCUUCAUCGCCUCCCACCUCCGUCGCCUCUACGACGCCAUGCUCGAGCAGAACCUCAUCAAGGUCAUCGAGCCCUACUCCCGCGUCGAGCUCGCCCACAUCGCAAAGAUGGUCGGCCUCGAUACCACCCAGGUCGAGCGCAAGCUCUCCCAGAUGAUCCUCGACAAGGUCAUUGUCGGCGUCCUCGACCAGGGCGCCGGCUGCCUCAUCGUCUUCGACGAGUCUGAGCGCGACUCCGGCUAUGAUGCCGCGCUCUCGACUAUCGAGAAGCUGCAUAAUGUCGUCGAUGUCUUGUACACGAACCAGGCUAGCUUGCUCGAGUAG
Molecule: messenger RNA, 1278 nt
Organism: Aplosporella prunicola CBS 121167
Lineage: Eukaryota; Fungi; Ascomycota; Dothideomycetes; Botryosphaeriales; Aplosporellaceae
Exons: 2
Coding region: 1-1278 (425 amino acids)
Biological process (GO): ubiquitin-dependent protein catabolic process
Cellular component (GO): proteasome regulatory particle, lid subcomplex
Molecular function (GO): structural molecule activity
Source: RefSeq, a predicted model, not a curated record